AUUUUGAGUUAUAGUGUCUUAAAAUUAGUAAUUAAUUAUUUGUAAAAGCAUUAAUAUAAUAUAUUCUUAUAUUCAAGGUAUAAUGAUUUACGUAGUGCAACGUCAAUUCUGUUUAUAAAGAUAAUAAUAUAGAAUUAUCAGAAGAUGAGCUUAUGACUCAAUAAUUAUGAACAAUAGCGUAGCCAAGGAUAUGGUCCUCCCUCAUGGGCCGUGUUUAUGCACUAUACCAGUAUACUACUAGUUGAUAUUUUAGUAUUUUAAAACGUUGGUACUAAAUGUUGAUCAUGAAUGUUGUGGCGACUAGUCUAGCUCUAUAAUUUUAUAAUCAUUAUAGUUUUUAUAGUAUGUCAUGUCAUGUUAAUGCUGUUGCAGCUAACCACCGUUAAUUUAUUAUUUUUGUAAAUUAUAUUUUAUUAAUUAUUAUUAAAACUAUUUUAAAAUGCUGAAAAUACAUUUAUAAACUGAUGGAAAAAACUGGUGAAAGGUGAACUAUUAAAUCCACUCUUAUCUAAUCUGGCCAAAAACUCAUUUAACCCUCCCAUUUAAAAAUCUCAGCUAUGCCACUGAUCAUGAAUAUUUCUUAAGGUAUCAAGGUAACCCAUUCCUAAAAAUGUUUUAAAUGUAUAAAAAUACAUUUUAUUCUGCUUAACCUCCAAAUUGUGACUAAAUCUCACUGUUUACAUUUAAAUUUUAAAUUAUAGUUUUAUUAAAAAAAAUGUUGAAGAAUACUAAACUUUAUUACUAUCAUGAAAUAAUGAGAUUAUGAAAACUGAUCUUUAUGAAUUAUCACUGGGUAAACAUUCUAAAAUGUAAAACUGUCAAAGUUUAUAAAAUGUAGUCUUAUAUUAUUUCUUAUUCAUUAAAUGGCGGGAAGUAUAAGAACUAUCAGAAUGAGGCUGAUCUCUAUUCCAAGAAAAACAGUAUUUGAAAAGAGUAAAAUCCAAAUUGUUCUAGCAACUUUAUUUAAGGGUGUGAAUAGUCAAAUUAGUAAAAACAGUUAUAUUUUUCAUAGAUAUCUGUUUUAAUGGUGAAUUUUACUUGAUUCUAAUAUUUUAAACUAAAAUUAUAACUUAAAAAUGGCAAAUUUUAAAUACCUAGAAUGUAAUGCAAUGAAGAGUCAUUUUAAAGUUCUAUAUACAAACAAAAUAUUUAAUCCCUAAAGCAGUGCUUCCCAAAUUUUUUCGACUCACGGCGCCCUUUUUAAUUCAAGGCUUUUUCAGGGCGCUCUUCCCCUAGUCAUAGCAUGGUUAAUCAUACGGACAAUUUUGGAACAGAUAUUAUUUCAUGACAGCGCGGCGCCCCUAUACAGACAUCGCGGUGUACCAGGGUGCCACGGCGCACACUUUGAGAACCACUGCCCUAAAGCAUAAUAUAAUUACUAUAGAAAACAACAUUAUUUGCAUAAAUCUUAAGUAAAUUUGACAGCAAAUAGUAGACUGAAGGAAACACCUCAAAAAUAAAUUAUAAAAAGGUUAUCAAACUAAUAUUAAAAAUAUAAUACGACCUUAAAAUACUUUAUUUUAUCAUUUUUUUUAGAGCCUAUCUAAAGGUGCGUUUUUCUUGCAACGUCAGACGCAUUAUCACUAGGUACAUGCAUUUUAUAGGUAAUUUUUUUUUAUACUUACGUUUAAUGCAUCACGUCGGUAAAUUAUGCAGUGCGUUCAGGCGUACUACUAAUCUGCACUAGUGCAACGUUCAGACAUCUUGCGUUUAGACAAUAAAAAUGCCCAAACUACUUGUGCUUUCAACAAUUAUCAUUAUUUAUUAUCGUUAUUAAAAAUAUGUCCUUUAGUCAAUUGUUUAAAAAAUCCUUCAGUUUUUCUCGUAGACACUAUACUGUUGAAUGUAUUUCUCUGUUUAGGAAUCAUUCGAAAAAGUAAUACAUCUUCAAAAUCUUGUUCUUUGAACAUUUGACAAAUAAUAUUAUUAUUAUUUAAAAUUAAUUGUCGUUGCAUUUGGAUAAAGAUAUUUUUUAAACAAAUUUAAAUAACUACGUUUAUGUAACCAAUUACUGUUGCAAGUACUAAGAUAGAAUUUCAGUGAACGCAGUUUGAUAAAAAAAAAACAAAAAUGACUGCGUCUAGACGCAGACAAAUUUUGCGUUUGAACACUACUGAGAAAACGUAACUUAACAGCUUUAUUUGUGAAUACAGUUACGACACCACGACUUAUGUAUUUUGUAACCUAUGGACAUUAAAAUAUGUAUGCAAUUUUACGAACGUCUGACACGAGAGAAGAAAACCAUUUUAGUGAUUAGUGUCAAGUUAAAUGUUCAAUUUGUUUGUAUUACAGUAGGUGGUUUUUUAAUUUCAGUUCGUAAACAAUUGUUUCAUCUAUACUAUUGUCAACUAAAGUCACGUGAUAUUGACGAUGAAGAAACGAUAAAAAUAUUUAUUGUUUUAUAUGUGGACCUGUAUUAUACCUAUAUGCAGGGGCGUAAUUUCAAUAAAAAAACUGUGGGUGCUGAAGCCCUUCUAAUUUUUCAUGUUCUUCAUUGGUUAGUUGAUGAUCAUCAAUAAUAUCAAAAUCAUUAACUGAUUUCAACAAAAUGGGAUUGACUAUUAGGUAAACGAAUUUACUCGACAUUAUCGUAACACGUCGUACGGUACGACAAUAACGCGCCGCCUCGCGUGAGAUGCAUGAUAUUUAUGUAUUUUUUCAGUUCCGAUCGCCGUAGUAUUUCUGCUCAGGAGAUGGACAGGAACGACAAGCGGUUGCAACUGAAGGCGUUUUGUUUCAUCUGCGGAUGGCCACAGUUUCUGGUCUGGCUGACAAAGGACCAAGCUCGUCGAGUUUUCGCGCAUCACGGUUGCUGUGCCGGACUGGAAGAACCGCAAAACGGCGCUCUGGCUCAUGAUGACGUCGGUGGUCGAUCGGCUCCCAGUCCCGCAGCCUUUUCGGAUUGUGGUUCGCAAACGGACCCCGUGUCCGUCACCGUUCCAGUGGCCAACCGCGACUUCGGGUGUGGCAACUCUUGCGUAAGGUUCGUUAACGUGUGCACGCAAACUUACCCGUUCGUCGGGAAAGUCGCGUCCGACGUCAAUGAAUCUAUAACGAGGAGGCGAAUUUUGCAUCGAUUUACGAUGCGGUCGACUCGGUGACCAGUGUCCGCGUGUCGAUAGAACAAAUCAGUCCGUUCGAUGAUGACAAAGACGAAAUUGUCCCUAAGAUUCGAUAAAAUACAUCUUGAUAAUGAAGUUAACGCCAGCUCACCGAACAUGAAAUACAUAAUCAACGAUAUUGAA
This is a messenger RNA of Sipha flava (yellow sugarcane aphid), 3245 nucleotides long. RefSeq lists its product as uncharacterized. The coding region runs from base 2640 to 3101 and encodes 153 amino acids. The record is from RefSeq and is a predicted model, not a curated record. Lineage: Eukaryota; Metazoa; Arthropoda; Insecta; Hemiptera; Aphididae. The transcript has 2 exons.